UGUGAUCUGCGCGCUGCGUGUAUGGAGGAAGCAGCUGCUGAUCUGAUCUCUGACACUGUGUGAGACAGACAUCUGAAUAAACUGCGCACAGACGUGUCUUUAAACAUACCGCACCGAGGCACGCCGUGCAUGAUUACCUCUUUGAUUUAAUGGGUCCAAUCAUUGGGAUGUCACCAGAUAAGAAAACGGAAAUUCCGGGUAUGCAAGAGGAACGGACAGGGCUCAGAGGUGUUUGUGGCAUGGGAACACUGCCUGAGGCAGAGUGUGCGUCCAGUCCGCUGGCCACCAGCGUGGAUCGUACUGGAGGCAACGAGGAUGAGGAGCUCACCAACCUCAACUGGCUGCACGAGAACCUUCUUCAGAACUUCACUCUUGGAGGUCCGGAAGCUCAACCCAGCGGCAGUCCCCUCUUUGACAUAGAGGGAGACUACGGGUCCAACCAGGGCCCCUCGUCGUCCUCAUCUUCACACGGCCGGGGCAGGGAGCGGGACUCGUUGAAGUCGAAGCCCCCUUUCUCAUUUUCUCUCCUCAUCUACAUGGCCAUUGAGCAGUCUCCCAGCAAAUCUUUGCCUGUUAAAGAAAUCUAUGGCUGGAUUCUCGAGCACUUCCCUUAUUUCUCCAACGCUCCCACUGGCUGGAAGAACUCAGUUCGUCACAACUUGUCCCUGAACAAAUGCUUCCGCAAGGUCGAGAGGAGUUUGGGAAAGGCCAAUGGAAAAGGUUCUCUCUGGUGUGUUGACCCCGAGUACCGCCCCAACCUGAUCCAAGCCCUUAAGAAGCAGCACUUCCCAACCGCACAUGCCUUCUGCACACCACCCGCCUCCCCACCCAGUGCCUCCUCACCCCCUCGCCAUCUCUUUCUACAAGGCUGCUCAUUCAAAGAGUCUGACAUUGAUGCUGCCACUGCCAUGAUGCUCUUAAACUCUGCCCCCGGGCACCACGUUGACCCAUGCAAUUCUGAUGGCCCAUUGGACCUCUCCCGACCCGACUCUGUCCUGGUGAGCAGCGAUCCAAAGCAGGACCACAACUACAGCAGCGUAGCCCUGCAGCGCUGCUCCUCCCGUUCCUCCUCCUCGUCUCUCUCCUCCCUGGACGAAGGAGGCUGCGACCGCAGGCAGUCCCACCGCGCCGGCAGCGAGGGCUUCCACAGCGACGAGGACUCCGACCUCUGGGACGAGAGGGGCGUCCACCAGACUUCACGACGUCCGCCCGCCAUCAAGUGGCCCGCCGGUAAGAGGGCACGACGUGAGGCCAAGCCAGAGCUGGACGAGGAGCUGAAGGAGGCCGCCGGCUCCUUGCUGCACCUCGCUGGUAUACGCAACUGCACGGAGGGCUCCAAACGCACUGUCAAGAGCACAAAACUUAACAGGAAAUGAAGAUUAUUUUUGCCCCUCCAUCAGACUCCGGACCCUGUGAACCCUAACCUCUGACCCCUGAUCGUGUGUCCCAGUGUGCCUCCUUCUCCUUAUCUGAUCGUUCAUUGGCCAUUUUGAGCCUUUUUUUUGUUUGGGAAUAUCCCUGUCCAACAAAACAAAUGGCAAUAGCAUCGUUCACACAGGAGAACAAAGCCAUAUAGAGACUUUUGUAACUCGGGGGGUGACUGCUGGGGUUGGGUGUUUGGGCUAUGGAGAACCAUCAAGAAACCUAUCCAAAAUGACCUGCCUGCUUCUGUUGGAUUAGAAGAUUGUGAUUCAAGAAUUUUUCUCUGAAAGACAAAACGGGAAAAGCUGAAGGUUUUAUAACUCAAAGCGUUGCAUGCUUCCUCCUCAAACCUGUAUCCUCUUCCAAGUGAAUCUAUUUAUGAAGCGAAUGAGUGCAUGUUUGUAACAGACAAAAACCUAACCUCCUGGUGUUAUCAGUUUCUCCUUUUUGUGCUAAAGAAAAAAAAUGCCACUGUUUUGAAAGGAACUCUUGCUCCAUGAAUCCUCUUGUAAGAGAGAUGCAAUAAUUAAUCCACAACCUUAACUUUUUUUUUAUUUUUUAUUUUUUACCUUAUUUCAUGGUGGCAUUUUUUUCAGAGUUGAGUAUGCUAGUUAAACUUUACAAUUAAGAGAAUGAAUGGAGUAGUACUAUGACCUUGUUAUGCGAUAAACUUAUUACACAGGAGCUUUGGCUCUAUUUCAGGAUUAGCAAGAUGUGGAAAUAGUAUUACUCUGCCACUGCCAAAUUUAGUUGCAAAGUUAGCUAUUCUACUUCGCUCAGUUUUGUGCGGCCAUUACAGUGCUAUACAAAUGAAAGCUUUUUUUGUUGUUGUUGCAAAUCCACUGCUCAUCCUGUCGAUCCCUUUCAUUCAUCAAUGUGUUUUUGACAUUUAUGUGCAAACAUAUAUUCACGUUUGGUGACAGCCUAUGCAAAGUGAACAUCUGCCAGGUGUUGCCAGAUGUUCACUGUGUGUUCAUAGGUUAUUCUCCAUAGGUUGAUUUUUAUUUUUAUGUGUGCGUGUGUGUGUGUGUAUCAUAGUGCAUGUUGGCUUUCAGCCUAAACCCGUCAUGACAGAAAAGAGUUUGACAUGGUCAAACACUUUUCCUCUGCUGACAAAGUCAUACUGCUCCAAUGAAUGUGAUUGGUGUAAUGACAGAUCUCCCUGCUCCAUCUGUAUCAUAGGGCUGCUUGGUACUCUGCUCGCUUCUGGUCCUUUUCAAUGCAGAGCUGGUUAGCAGUCAAAAACAGGAGCGGACACUAAUUUCCAUGCUCCACUAUUUGGGUUAGCAGUUUGAGUAUACCUCUGUGUGUUUUCGCAUUUUUUUUAAACCAUGUACUUUAAAAAAAUCACAAUUAUCCAGCUAAUUAUCUGAUUCUGUGGCAAAGUUGAUUCACAACUUGAGAAUGGAGAGUGUUCUUGUUCAAAUAAAUGAAAGGUGCAGCUCAUAGUAUAAAGAACAAGAAGGGGACAGUAUAGUCGUGGCCAGAGAGAACUGGACUUUGUAUGUGCAGUCGCUCGCAGGCGAGAUGUUGAAGACCUGUGCUGCUCUCAUGUUGUGCCCUCAGUUCUGGCUGGCCGCUAGUGUUUCGUCCUCGCUCUUCCUCUUAAAAACAAAAUAAGGAAGUGCACGCUCUCUUCUCAAGCUGUGAAAUGGAGGGUUUAUUGUCAGUUGAUUGCAUGCAGUUCACUGAGAGGAAGUUGCGAGCCACUUGUGUAAAAAGGCCACAAUUCUCAUUUGAGCUUUUUUAAAAAUGCUGCAUACUUGCAGCGUAAAAUACAAGGUAGCAUGGAAGCUCACAAACUUUAUUAUUUCUUCCCACAGUGCUAGAUCACAUUGUCACAGUGACUUAGUAUAGCAUGCAUGGUCAGUGCCAAACAUGUUCUUGUGCCACUGAUGUAAAAAGGGCCAUGGUCACUAUAUUCCCCCCGCUGCCACAAUGUAGUUGUGAUUAAGAGUAACAAUGCCCUAGUUUUCUGAAUCAUCCGAGCAGGAAAUGGGAGAGGACUCUAGUCAGGACAGUGACUUAACCAAUCCUUUGGUUUAUUUUUGUCGCUUUAGAGUGGGAACUGCUCUUAGCAGAGUAAGCUGCAGUUCUCAGAAGUAAUACUUGCAUACACUGGUCUUGUUUAGCUGUGAAUAAAAGAACAAAUUAUUGUUCAUUAAUCAUCACCUUAUUUAUGACAUUAAUUUAUGGGAUUAUUGAAUGCAUACUCUAUCAAACACUGGUCAUUAAAAUGAGUGACUAGGCACAUUUAUUUUUUUCCCUCUGUGAACUACUUUUAAUAAGUAUUUUGUUUUUCUCCUUGUUUUAAUUUACAGCAAUACACCUUUUUUCUUCACUAUCUUAUAGUGAUUAAGUAUUUUGCCAAUGUCUAUUGUCUUUAGAGCGGGUGUUUUUUUGUUUUGUUUAUUGUUGGGUUUUUUUCAAUUUAACCAUGACUGCCAGGUUUUCUUGAUGUUUUGUUUUGCUCUUUUGUUAGGCUGGAUAGUUUAUUAACAUUUAUCCUGAAACCUUUUGUUGCCAAAAUUAAUGUACAGCUGGGGUCUUAAAUUUAAGAUGGACACAUUCCCCAUGUACUGUAGAAGUUCCUUAAAGAUGAUUGAAUCAUUUUUACAUUUGUCUCAUGUUCAUGUUUAGAUAUUAUGACUACGUAGUCACAAAUUGAAGAUUAGUUCUCGAUCUCAUUGCAGAUUAGAAUCUGUAAAAAUUAAAAAGAUGACUGCCACUCAUAACUCAUGCUUCCAUGUGUUGUUAUGGGAUGUUGACAUGUUUAGAAUAUCAGACUCACUCAGUCCCCAGGCUGCUGCUGUUUAGUUUCAGACCUACAUUUAGCGACAACUGCAGAGAAAUAUGGAGAGAGUUGUUAGAAAAGCUCACUCAUUCUUUCUGUAGCACAAAAGAAACGUCAUGUUGGUCUCAAAGUGACACCAAGUCAGACCUGUAGAUGAGCUACUGAAAUAUUUUGGGGUACAACUCAAAACCCAGUUGCUUCGUUGCUCAACAGCUGUUAUUGAAAAUUAUGUGAUUCUCAAAAUUCUGUUGCAGUUCCUAAAGGGUAUGAUGAACAUUUUGCUGCCAACCCAGUAUCAGUUUGUGUCAGUUGUCUGCCAUGUCUAUUGGACCGACACACCUUUUGGUUUUUGUAUGCUAACCUCUGUUGAUAAAAUGUUUAUAAGAUUUAUUUUCGCCAAAGAUAUGCAAUUGCAUUAUAUAUGGUAUUACAAAAUAUUAAUAAAAACCUGUUCUUGUUA
Molecule: messenger RNA, 4676 nt
Organism: Centropristis striata (black sea bass)
Lineage: Eukaryota; Metazoa; Chordata; Actinopteri; Perciformes; Serranidae
Gene: foxn2a
Product: forkhead box N2a
Exons: 6
Coding region: 150-1376 (408 amino acids)
Biological process (GO): regulation of DNA-templated transcription
Cellular component (GO): nucleus
Molecular function (GO): cis-regulatory region sequence-specific DNA binding; DNA-binding transcription factor activity
Source: RefSeq, a predicted model, not a curated record